AUGGGGGCAGACACGGAGAUGAAGGAUGCUGCCGCUCUCUCGGAUGCUGAUUCCCUGGCAUCUACUGCGCCAAGUGAGCAAGGCUCAGAAUAUGAAGUGGAAGAAAUACUUGCAGAGCGCGUUUCAAAACGAACUGGCAAAAAAAAAUUCUUACUAAAAUGGGCAGGCUACCCCAUAUAUCGAGCAACAUGGGAGCCUGCUGAAAUGUUCCUGCAGAUGGACGACGCCUUACUCAGAUGGGACGAGAAAAGACAGAGAGUCAGAGCAGGCACUGAACGACCAUUCGAUUUGGAAGCAUGGAAAAAGGCUCUUAAGGACCGUGAACGAGAAACCCAACGACGCAAAGAAGCUCGCCGACAGAAACGUGCAGAGAGGGCCGCACGGAAGGAGGCCAAGCCUCUUCGUUCGAAUUCACCCCUCGUGUCUGCGUCUCAAGAAUCAUCCCCAGAUGUUCCCUUGAUGCACGCAUCUCGUCAGUCGUCACCAGAUGUGCCACUCAUUCGGAUCAGUGCGAGUCAGGGCUCGACCCUUCGCAAGUCUCAUCAACGGCCUGGCUCGCCGUCCCCUGACUCUCUUUUUGUCUCGGCAGAUGACCCGGAGACAAGAGUCCACUCCGACCAGGAAGAUCUAGUAUCUUCAAUGCCGAUAAUAGCUCAACCUCUGCCAGGACUGCCCGCUUCUGGUCCUGCGAGGCCAGUCUUAGAGUCUCUUAAUCCGCCUCUGUCAGUCAAAGCUGUUUCAGGAGCCUCUGAAGACCCUCUGCCACAAACUUCCCAGGGUAUUCCUAUGACAUUGGAGAAAUCUCAAUCAACUCAAUCAGUACCCUCUCGGCCUCUCCCUGAGGACUCGAAAGCUGCGCCAUCGAAGCAAGAUAAAGGAUCCGCCAUUGGGCCUAGCCAAGCUACUGGCGGCAUACCAGGAAAUGAACCAAAGUCGUCACGAGAGCCUCAGUCUCAGCGACCACAUGCCUUAUCUAGUCAAAGUGCCAAGCAGUUGGCGUUAGGGCCCCUGUUCACGGCGUCCGUAUCUAACAAGUCAAAGGACCGCGAACCAGAUAUCAGCCUACUGCACCUUCGAAAGCCCUCUGAGUUUCCGGCCAGGGCAGCCGCAGGAGUACCCGUACCAUUUGCAAAAAUGACGGCUUCGGAUAGUAUCCGACGGGCCGCUCAAAGUGGGAUUAAAGCUAUCACUACCAACACCUCAUCCGUGUCCGAGACCGCCACUUCGCCCGGGGCAGCUCGAAGGUCAUCCGAAAACAUGGGCCCUUCCUCACGGGCACCUCGGGCCCCUCAAGCAGAGAGGGCUGGUCGAUAUGGUCCAUCCUCUCCUCGUCGCUCUUCUCUGCCAUUCGGGGGUGACUGCUAUCGACCGAGGAAUUCUCGCGGCAGUCCUCCCCCUCAGCGGCUGGAUCCCCGCGGAAGGCCACCAGAGUCCCGCCGGAGAUCUUCUAGGUCACGCUCUAGAUCCCCCGACCGCUGGUCUAGGGCCCGCGAGCCACGGCAAAGAUCUCCAUUCUCACGUCAAAAAUCUCCAGACCAUGAUCGGCCCGGCGACAGGCAUCGGCCAACAAGUACUUCUUCUCCGUUCGUAACUGUAACGCGUCCAAAAUCCAAUGCGCCUGUCCCAGCUACGUCCUCGAGGUCAUCUCCUCCACCUGCCGUCUCUGAAUUCAGGAGUGGAACGGGUUCCGCGAAAGACAACGCGAUGGCUUUGACAACUAAGCCUCCGAGUCUAUCCGAACGACCUCCGAUGUCCGCAAAGGACCAAAUCAACCGCAUGCCGAUGGGCAACCCCUUACCUGGAGCCAAGUGGUUGGGAAAAGGGCAUUUCUUCAACCCCGGGGAGGUCUUGGCACAUGUAUACUUCGGCAAAGACAAACAUUUCGUUGGGGUUGUACGGUUGUGUGGUCUAUCACCAGAAGUGAAAAAAGACCUCUUAGCCCCCAAGAAUGCUACCCGGCGAUCCUCUAAAUUCGAGAUGUGGUUCCGGGAUGUCACACCUGAGCAGUAUUCUGCUCUUUGUCAAAUGGAGGACGCUGCGGGCGGCAACAAUAGAGUCGUGCGCACUUGUUGGAUGGAGGGAUUUGCUGAUUCCAAUCCCGAGAUCUUCCACAUGUCGGAAUUCCUCCGCGGGGAAAAUAGGGUCGGCAUCUAUUUUCCUCCAGGUAACGAUGGCUAUGUGUGGCUUGCGUAUUCCCCCAAGUGUACUGAGUUCGACUACCUCACCCUGCCAUAUUUCGAGAUCGACCCUUGGAUCCCUAUUCGUCUUGCUGUGCGAUCACCUUUGCCUGAUGCCCUUGAUGAGAUUGCUCUGUGGCUGCCAAGGGAACCUCAACAGGUGAAACCCCCGGCAAUGGCCAUGGUGCCUCAUGAUCCUUCAAAAACAGCAACGGCCGAUCCACUCGCUAAUGUCGUCAGACGCCUGGCACAGACUUCUGGUCCUAACAAGCCAACCGGGUCUUUCCACGCGCGAGGAUCGAAUGGUUCUCCUGUUCAGAGCCCCAUAGAACCACCUACGGAUCGACCUCCAAUUCUUGGACAAGAGGCUCGGGAGAGUCAACUCGCGAGGCAUACUGCAGCUGAUAUGGCUGCAAAUGCCCCAGCCGACCCUCGCCUAAGACGUUUGUUGUCUAUAGCGAGUACGCAGCAAAAUCAUCAGGGGCAGUCCCAGCCGAUACGAGAUGCGUCCGGAAAAAUCAAGAGUAAGGACCUCCAAGGUGUCAAGAUGGGAGCGCCGUCCGAUCUCAUGGACACUGCGCCAGACGUCACAGUACCCACAAACACGGCCCUGCUAUCGGCCACACAGAAUGUCUCUAUGCAGCAACUUCCGGAUCCUAGUUCCAUGCUUGUGGAGUACUUUGACGGCCUCAAAAUAACAUUCAAGGAACUUGCCUGUGUGAAUGGGAAACCUGAUGGCCCUCAAGCGGAUAUGUUCUACCUCCAUACUCCCGAAGGUGAAGAGGGCCAAAAUGAUUGCGCCCUCCUCAAGGCGUGGCUCGAAGUGAACGGGGCCAUGAUAUGGUCCGAUUGGGCCAAAUUCGUUAAAAACAGCAAAUGUGGAGUGAUUCUGUUUCACGAAUCUUUCGGAAGGUACGAUACCCUGCGGCCCAAUCUUCGAGACACCCUAGGAAACUCGUCGAUGGGCUUUUGGACAUUCCGGAUCUCUAGACCGCUUGACUAUCCCGACGUGCGAUACUCCCCACAAGGAGUCUAUUUUCAGCGCAUCUUCAACCGAGGUGGCGCUUACCUCUUGACUGAGGACGUUCUGCACUCCUUGAAGGAAACAAUCGUCAUUGUCUACUGGUUUUACAGCAUUCAGAAAAACAAUCAAGAAGGUCAAUGGAAAUUGGUCUGUUGGCCAAAUCUAAUGGAACGCCUUGAGGGAAAGCUUGAAGAUUCCGAUCUCCCAAAAGAUGAGCAGAAACUCAUCUUUACCCUCAGCUGGUUGAUCAGGAAAUGCAACUCUUUGAACAGCCUUCAGCCGCUUUACCAACCCGAAAGCCUGGAUCCCACGAAUCUUGACGGCCCUGAUAAUAAUAUCCUUUCUCUUACAGUGGCCGGCUAUGGAGAGCGCUCCGCCAAUGCGAACCCUGAGUUACCUCAGGAUCUUACACAAGCCGAGCGCAAUGCCGAUCAUCUCGCGGAAGCAUUUGCUGGCUGGACUAUCGAGAACGCAGCCCGCCUACGGAGAUCCUAUAUUAUCUCGAAUUGCAAGAACGAAGCCCUACUCAAGCGAUGGGCUUCAUGGGGCCACGUCACUUUGUUUAGCGUGGGGGCUUUCAUCAAAAAGUACGAUAUGAAAAUCAAUGAUGUGCUAGGGCGCCUUCACCACAGGCUGAACAAGUCAAGUAAACCCACCAAACCAUCCCAAACGGGACAAUUGAUUGACAAGCCCCAUGUUGACCUAUCCUCGCCAAUUCAAACCCCCGAGACUCCCUCGGCUGCGGGGUUCAGUGGCUUCCAUACACCGAGAGAGGCGCAUACAGAUCCUUCGAAUCGAUCAAGACCAAGCGAGUGGAGGCCACCGCAACCACAGGGGUCUCAUAUCUACGCAGCGCCAUACCGUUGA
Messenger RNA from Penicillium brasilianum, 4068 nucleotides. The record is from the annotation of a GenBank genome assembly. NCBI's taxonomy places the organism in Eukaryota, Fungi, Ascomycota, Eurotiomycetes, Eurotiales, Aspergillaceae.